CAGCUGUCUCUUUAAAAGCUGCUCGGCAGUUUCCUCCCAGUGAAGGUAUAUUUCUACCCGUUUGCUGGUUGAGUAGUGUGCCCCCAGUGGAUCGGCCCUCAUAAUGUCAGGAAUGGCGUCUCGUAUCAAGAAGUGCAGGGAGCGAGCAGCCGGGAUCGGCACCUGGGAGCAACCUGUGAAAUUUCUCAAACAGGAUUAUGAAGCGCUCCGACAGCAGUGCUUGGAGACGGGAAGCCUGUUCUGUGACGAGUUUUUCCCUGCUUGUCCUUCAGCCUUGGGCUACAAUGAACUCGGACCUGGCUCGUACAAAACCAGAGACGUGGAGUGGAGACGCCCGAAGGAUCUGUGUGCAAACCCUGAAUUCAUUAUUGGAGGAGCAUCGCGCACGGAUAUCUGCCAGGGGGCACUAGGUGACUGCUGGCUUUUGGCUGCUAUUUCAUCACUGACCCUGAACAAUGAGGUUCUAAACAGAGUGAUUCCUGGUGGACAAGACUUUGGCUCUGAUUAUGCAGGAAUCUUCCAUUUCCGGUUCUGGCAGUACGGAGAAUGGGUGGAUGUGGUGAUCGAUGACCGGUUGCCCACGAAGGAUGAUAAGCUGAUGUUCGUGCACUCAGCUUCAGGAAAUGAGUUCUGGAGUGCUCUGCUGGAGAAAGCUUAUUCAAAGUUAAAUGGGUCCUAUGAAGCAUUGUCUGGGGGAUCCACAACUGAGGGGUUUGAGGAUUUUACAGGAGGAAUUUCAGAGUGGUAUGAAUUAAAUGAAGCACCAAGCAAUCUCUUUAAGAUCAUACAAAAGGCAUUAAGAUCUGGGUCACUACUUGGCUGUUCUAUUAAUAUCACAAGCUCAGCAGAAACAGAGGCAAUUACUUCGCAGCAGCUGGUCAAAGGUCAUGCUUACUCUGUAACUGGAGCAGAAAUAGUGAACUAUCAAGGUGAAGAGGAGAAAUUGAUCCGGAUCAGGAACCCUUGGGGUCAAGUGGAGUGGACUGGAAGCUGGUCUGACAACGCACCAGAGUGGAGAUGUAUCCCUGACGAAGAAAAAGAGCGCCUUUGUGACCGAUCAGAGGAUGGAGAAUUCUGGAUGGCAUUUUCUGAAUUUCUAAGGAACUUCUCUCGAGUGGAAAUCUGCAAUCUCACUCCUGACACACUUGCCAGUGAUGAUGUUCAUAAGUGGAGCAUGGUUGUUCACGAUGGGUCCUGGAGAACUGGAUCUUCUGCAGGGGGAUGCCGAAACUACCCAAGAACAUUUUGGACAAAUCCUCAAUUUAAGAUUCAACUGGAUGAAGCAGAUGAAGAUCCUGAUGAUGAAGAUGAGUUGUGCAGUUUUCUCGUUGGGGUGAUUCAGAAGAAUCGUAGAAGACAAAGGAAAAUGGGCGAGGACAUGCAUACUAUAGGCUUUGCCAUCUAUGAGGUCCCUGAUGAGUAUAAAGACCAAACUAAUAUUCAGCUGAGGAGAGAUUUUUUCAUGACCCAUGCAUCUCGUGCAAGAUCAGAAACCUUCAUCAACCUGAGAGAGGUCAUGAACCGGCAUGCUCUUCCACCUGGACAAUAUUUCAUUGUACCAUCCACUUUUGAGCCAAAUAAAAAUGGAGACUUUGCCAUUCGUUUGUUUACGGAGAAACAAGCUGAUGUACAAGUGAUAGAUGUUGAAGUUGAUGCAAAACUGGAAGAUGAAGAGGUCGAUGAAGACGACAUUAGUGCUAGCUUCCAGAAUUUGUUUGAUUAUUUGGCAGGGGAGGAUGCAGAGAUUUCUGCCUUUGAGCUGCAGAGAAUACUUAACAAAAUUGUAUCCAACCGUGAAGACAUUAAAACUGAUGGUUUUAGUUUGGAGACCUGUCGAAAUGUAAUCAGUCUAAUGGAUAAGGAUGGAUCGGGAAAAAUUGGACUGGUGGAAUUCAAGCUGUUUUGGAACAAGUUACAGAAGAUCCUGAAAAUUUUCAAGAAGAUGGAUGCCGAUGAAUCUGGUACCAUGAAUUCACAUGAACUACGACUGGCACUUGAAGCAGCAGGUUUCACUCUGAACAAUACAUUGAUUCAGAACAUUGUUGCACGUUAUGCAGACUCCAACCUCGUCAUUGACUUUGAUAACUUUGUUGGCUGUUUGCUCCGAUUGGAAACCAUGUUCAGAAUAUUUAAACAACUAGACCUGAAUGAUGAGGGAGAGGCAGAGAUGGAUAUAGUUUCAUGGCUGUGUCUGGUACUGAACUAAAAUGCUGCUCUGCUACAAGAAGCCAGGCGUUGAUCAAUCAACAGAUACUACAAUGGACAUCUCCUAAAUUAUAAAGGCAUAACAUCAGAACUAAUAUAAUUCAAUUUAUUGGGUAUCAUGAAUGGGCAUAGAAAAUAGGGUUUUGUUUUUCUAGUGCAUUGCUGUCCUAUCUUUUAUACAGAAAUUUGGGUGCUAUCUAUCUAACCAGAACUGUGUAUCAAUCCAUAUCAUAUUGAACAUCAAUAUUCCUGAAAGAGAUCUUAAAUCACAGUUACCACAUUACACAGUUUAUCUUUCUAGUGGUCUGCAUUACAUUACAGAUUUAUUAAUCGGUUUAUUUUCUUUUGUGAUUAAAAAGGGAUAAUUUUUUAAAAAUUAAAUUAAAUUUUAUUUACAGCGUGGUAACAGGCCCUUCCGGCCCAACGAGUCCACGCCGCCCAUUUUAAACCCCAAAUUAACCUACCCGUACGUCUUUAGCAUGUGGGAGGAAACCGGAGCACCCGGCGAAAACCCACGCAGACACGGGAGAACGUACAGAUUUAGCAAAUCCCUCACUUUAGUUAAGUCUACAAAUACAGGCACAUGUAGAUGACAAAGAUGGUGCUCAGAAUCAUGAUUUAUAAUACAAAUAUAAUAUUCAAACUGGAUUGGCCUUUAAAUUUAGAAGCAACUUGCUUUGUGCUAUACAAGCAUAGAAAUGUUUUCCCAAUUGAUUAUUGAAAUAAUAAUCCCUAAAACUAAUGCAAUUUCUAUUAAAUAGCUGGUGUUUUUAUUAUAUAUGUUUGCUAGAUGCUUUUGGUACAGAUGUUUAGUAUAAAUCAAAAUAUGCUUCAAGUUAAAAACUGCUUUUAUUUGCACAAAUGUAAUUAAAAUUAAAUUCAGAAUGUGGGCAA
Pristis pectinata (smalltooth sawfish) is the source of this 3099-nucleotide messenger RNA. Its product is annotated as calpain-2 catalytic subunit-like. The record is from RefSeq and is a predicted model, not a curated record. Gene Ontology annotation, molecular function: calcium ion binding; calcium-dependent cysteine-type endopeptidase activity. NCBI's taxonomy places the organism in Eukaryota, Metazoa, Chordata, Chondrichthyes, Rhinopristiformes, Pristidae. Gene Ontology annotation, cellular component: cytoplasm. The transcript is spliced from 21 exons. Gene Ontology annotation, biological process: proteolysis. Bases 104 to 2206 code for a protein of 700 amino acids.